GGAGUCCGUGGCGGGAUGAGGCCAGGUUUCAGCCCCCGGGGGGGGCGGGGCGGCCGCGGCGGCGGCUUCCGAGGGGGCCGAGGUGGGGGUUUCCAGCCCCGGGGCGGGGGCCGGGGGGGCGGGGCCGGGGGGCGAGGCCGAGGGGGCCCCCCCCGGGGAGGCUCCGCCCGGGGGGGCCGGGGGGGCCGCGGCGGCUUCAGGGGGGGCAAGAAGGUGACGGUGGAGCCGCAUCGGCACGAAGGCGUGUUCAUCUGCCGGGGGAAGGAGGACGCGCUCGUCACCCGCAACCUGGUGCCGGGGGAGUCGGUCUACGGGGAGAAGAGGAUCUCGGUAGAGGACGGUGACACCAAGGUGGAGUAUCGCGCCUGGAACCCCUUUCGCUCCAAGUUGGCAGCCGCCAUCUUGGGUGGCAUCGACCAGAUCCACAUCCGGCCGGGGUCAAAGGUCCUUUACUUGGGCGCCGCCUCGGGGACAACGGUGUCACACGUCUCUGACAUCGUGGGACCGGAGGGGCUGGUCUACGCCGUGGAGUUCUCCCACCGCUCAGGCCGGGACCUCAUCAACGUGGCCAAGAAACGCACCAACGUCAUCCCCGUCAUCGAGGACGCGCGUCACCCCCACAAGUACCGGAUGCUCAUCGGCAUGGUGGACGUCAUCUUUGCCGACGUGGCGCAACCGGACCAGACCCGGAUCGUGGCCCUCAACGCCCACAACUUCUUGCGCAACGGCGGCCACUUCGUCAUCUCCAUCAAGGCGAACUGCAUCGACUCGACGGCCCCCCCCGAGGCGGUGUUCGCGGGGGAGGUGCGGAAGAUGGCGGGGGAGCAGAUGAAGCCCCAGGAGCAGCUGACGCUGGAGCCCUACGAGAGGGACCACGCCGUGGUGGUGGGCGUCUACAGGUGGGACUGGGAGCACUGGGAGGGUCCUGGUGGCCAUCAAGGAGCCACGUUUUGGGGGUUGACCCCACUGGAGACGUGUCCUCUCAACCUUCUCCUCCAGCCUCAGGUCCUGGUGGCCAUCAAGGAGCCACGUUUUGGGGUUGACCCCACUGGAGACGUGUCCUCUCAACCUCUCCUCCUCAGCUCAGGUUCUGGUAGCCAUCAAGGAGCCACAUUUUGGGUGACCCUACUGGAGAUGUGCCCUGGUGUCCUCUCAGCCAUCUUCAUCCACCCCCAGGUUCUGGUGGCCAUCAAGGAGUCACGUUUUGGGGUUGACCUCACUGGAGACAUUCCUGGUGUCCUCUCUGCCAUCUUCAUCCACCCCCAGGUUCUGGUGGCCAUCAAGGAGCCACAUUUUGGGGUUGACCUCACUGGAGACAUGUCCUGGUGUCCUCUCAGCCAUCUUCAUCCACCCCAGGUUCUGGCGGCCAUCGAGGAGCCACAUUUUGGCCUUGAACCUACUGGAGAUGUUCCUCUCGACCCUUCUCCUCCAGCGUCAGGUCCUGGUGACCACCAAGGAGCCACGUUUCGGGGUUGA
Chroicocephalus ridibundus (black-headed gull) is the source of this 1476-nucleotide messenger RNA. RefSeq names its product fibrillarin (gene FBL). Gene Ontology annotation, biological process: box C/D sno(s)RNA 3'-end processing; rRNA methylation. Gene Ontology annotation, molecular function: histone H2AQ104 methyltransferase activity; rRNA methyltransferase activity; RNA binding. The record is from RefSeq and is a predicted model, not a curated record. Lineage: Eukaryota; Metazoa; Chordata; Aves; Charadriiformes; Laridae. The transcript is spliced from 9 exons. Gene Ontology annotation, cellular component: box C/D methylation guide snoRNP complex; small-subunit processome; Cajal body. Bases 16 to 1476 code for a protein of 486 amino acids.